GGACUGUUAUUUGCCAACUCUUGCUCACCAAUCAAUUUUUUUGCAUAAUCAGCGCUCUCACUCAUGCGUCAUUUUCCCAUGGAAACAUGCAUUAGGUUGUCAAAGAUGGCGGACUGAAACUAACACUUGAAAGGAACAAUAUUUAGAAAUUGUUUUAAAGAAAUGUCUUCUUUCGUAAAUUCGAAUGGUUUGGUUGACGAGUUUGAUAAAAAGAUGCGUUCCUUGUCGUCCUCUAAAGGAAAAAUGGAUUCUAUCGAUUUCAUCAACCAAAAGAUAAGAGACCUUGGCACAGAGUUGACGUCGUUUUAUCCUAAAAAUGAGCUUGUAAUAGAAAGUUACGGUGAAAUAAGAUCAAAUGUUAGUAGUAAAAGCGAAAAAAAUUUUAGUUUUGGACACUUAGAAAUUGAUUAUCGAGCUCCGAAGCAAGUUUCACGAAAGUCAGCUAUCUCAACGCAAGAAAAGAAAAGUCAAGAUGUGAAUAAGUUUGCUGGUGUUUACUCCAUGAGAACAGUCAUGGGAAAAAACACAAACCCUUUUCAUGCUCAUGGUGGAACAAUUAAUCCGACAAAGAAGUUACUUAGCAAGAUUCAACGAGAUGAAACUAAAGUUUCAAAAAGACCUUUACUUGUUGAGUGCAAUGCAGUUGAUUCGUAAUGCCGGGAAUCAUUUGACGUUCUUGGUAGCGAAAUCAGACGAUCACGUGGUCAUGAAGAUAACAUCGUCUACUUGUUGAAGUUUUGUCACGUGUCCUUACACGUGACUUCCUCUGUAGUGGUGGAAUGAGUUGAUCCACGACGCUGCUAGACACAUUGAUAAUGAAUGCUUUUAGAAUGAAACUUAAUUUGAAGAUUUAUCGUUCGUUGACUAUACUUGAGUGACUUCAACACAACUAUAUUUGCGUUUGUGUGGUUUAUAAAUUCUUACGUACAUGAUUCACUCUCUUUUAUUUAAAGUAAUUCUACGUACAAUUUUUAGUAUUUUCAUCUAACACAAGAGAAUUUAACUACGUUUUAGCAUUUGAAAAGCUUAUUUAUUUACUCCAUUUUCUCGAGCCUAGCUUCAUGGCUCAUUAUUUAUUAACUACAAUUCUGUUGUUUGCUCUACAAUCAAUGCAUAGUAUAUAGGAGAAUUUUUCUCGCGAUUUGUGUUUGAAAGUUUGGUAUAAAUUUUGUACAAAUUUAAAGUAAAUUAUGAUAUUUUCUCAAGUGAACGCGUGUUUUUGAGGAAUCAAUAUUAUUGUCCAGCAAAAAAAUAUGUAAAAAACGGCCAUUAAAAAUUGAAAU
Xenia sp. Carnegie-2017 is the source of this 1283-nucleotide messenger RNA. RefSeq lists its product as uncharacterized. The transcript has 6 exons. The coding region runs from base 163 to 654 and encodes 163 amino acids. The record is from RefSeq and is a predicted model, not a curated record. Lineage: Eukaryota; Metazoa; Cnidaria; Anthozoa; Malacalcyonacea; Xeniidae.